Molecule: messenger RNA, 11899 nt
Organism: Mugil cephalus (flathead mullet)
Lineage: Eukaryota; Metazoa; Chordata; Actinopteri; Mugiliformes; Mugilidae
Product: protocadherin-16-like
Exons: 21
Coding region: 406-10254 (3282 amino acids)
Biological process (GO): homophilic cell-cell adhesion
Cellular component (GO): plasma membrane
Molecular function (GO): calcium ion binding
Source: RefSeq, a predicted model, not a curated record
GCUUCAGUUAGCGUGCUGCAGCAGUGUGUCUGCGACCGGACAGACAGACAGUCAGACAGACAAGCAGACAGGCAGAGGACGCCGAUAAGUUGAUAACGUCCACUAGAAGAGGACAAUCGGAAACUUUUACGAGACCCAAGUUUCCAUUGUUACUUUGAAUGUUUUCGUCUCUCAAGGAAUGGGAAACAAAUAAACUAAUAGUGGGCAACGGGGGGAAAUCUCCAGAGUCACUGGCAAAGAACACGCUUCUUUUUUUUCCCGACCUGAAAUGGAUGUAACUUUUACUGUGUACUACUUGGUCUUCAUAGGGGAAUACUGAGAAGAAUUUAAGUCUUGAAACACGACUGGAUCAUCUUAAAAAACGCGGCAGGGGAACAGACGAAUGUUUACAACGGAGGGGCCAAAAUGAAGACAGCUGCCAAGGGUUUUGGGAAGUCUAUCAUGGAUCCUUUGCACCGUGAUGGUUGGUGGAGCAAAAGGAUAGUGCUAAUGGUGUAUGUGACCCUGGAGCUUUUAGCGAUCUAUUCACCCACGGUUCUGGGGACCCUCGAGCUACAGCUUGAUGAAGAACAACCAGCAGGCACAAUCGUGGGUGACAUCAGUGCAGGACUUCCUCCUGGCAUCACGACAUCCUUGUAUUUCAUCUCAGACCACGAGGGCACAGGGGUGGGUAGUGAUUUAGACAUAGAUGAAAGUACAGGCAUUAUUAAAACCGCCAAAGUUCUGGACAGGGAAUUAAGGGAUAGAUACAACUUCAUUGCAGUCACCAUGACAGGCGUGACGGUGGAGGUCACCAUCAAGGUGAAUGAUAUAAAUGACCACGCCCCAACGUUCCCCAGAAAACGGGCCACGUUUAAAAUUCCCGAGCAGACAGCCAUCGGCACAAGGUUUCCUCUUGAGCCAGCUGUUGAUAGUGAUAAAGGCCAACUUACAACACAGGGUUACCUUAUCAAGGAUGGAAAUGUUGGACAAGCAUUCACGUUGGAGACCAGAAGGGGAAGCAGUGAAGUUCUCUAUCUGGAUUUGGUGGUCAAUGCCGUCUUAGACAGAGAGAAAAGAUCCACAUAUACUCUAUCACUGGAGGCCUUUGAUGGUGGUUCCCCCAAGAGGACUGACCAGAUGACAUUGGACAUUGCUGUGCAAGAUAUUAAUGACAACGCUCCUGUUUUUAAUCAGAGCCGCUACCAUGCUAUAAUAUCCGAGAACCUCCAACCAGGAAGCAACAUUCUGCAAGUUUUUGCCACAGAUGCUGAUGAGGGAGACAACGGGAUGGUGCUUUAUGAAAUCAACAGGAGACAAAGUGACCCAGACCGAUACUUCGUCAUAGAGUCUCGCACCGGCAUCAUCACCCUCAACAAGCCGCUGGACUUUGAGAUGAGGAGAGUCCAUGAGCUGGUGGUUCAGGCGCAAGACAAUGCAACCCACCCGGAAGUGACCAACGCAUUUGUCACCAUCCACGUCAGAGACUACAACGACAACCAGCCCACAAUGACCAUCAUCUUUCUCAGUGAGGAUGGAUCUCCUAGAAUCUCAGAAGGGGCGCAGCCAGGCCAGUACGUAGCCCGGAUCUCAGUCACUGACCCAGACUACGGAGAGUAUGCCAAUGUCAACGUGUCACUAGAAGGCGGUGAUGGGAAGUUUGCCCUGACGACUAAAGACAGCAUCAUCUAUCUGAUGUGUGUGGAUCAGGUUUUGGACCGAGAGGAGAGGGACACCUAUGACCUGAGGGUGAUGGCAACAGACUCUGGCACACCCCCUCUCAGGGCUGAGUCCUCCUUCAUCAUUCAAGUGACCGACAUCAAUGACAACCCUCCUCUGUUUGACCAGCCUGUGUACAGACAGGUCAUCCCUGAAGUUGUAUUUCCCGGAAGCUUUGUGUUACAAGUAACAGCUAGAGAUAAAGACCAGGGGCCUAAUGGGGACAUUAGCUACAGCAUUGUACAAGACCAAAGUGUAUACCACAGCUGGUUCAGUAUAGACUCCAUUACGGGCAUUAUCACCACCCUCUCUCAUUUGGAUUAUGAAAAGAACCCUAGUCCAAGUAUAACUGUAGUGGCCACAGAUGGAGGGAAACCACCCCUUUCAUCUACUGCUGUGGUAAACAUCCUACUUCAGGAUAUAAAUGACAAUGAACCUGUAUUUGAGAAGAACUUCUACAACGUGUCCAUCAAGGAGAACACAGCUCCAGGGACCUGCAUUCUUGAGGUGACUGCGACAGAUGCAGACGCCGGCUCGUUUGGCUCAAUUACCUACUCCCUUGGCUCUGGCAUUAACAGCGCUGCUCCCUCUCAGUUCACCAUUGGCAAGGAGACUGGCCAGAUCUGCACUGGUGCUGUACUGGACAGGGAUCAAGGGCCGGCCAGUUUCGACUUUACUGUUACUGCAGUGGACGGGGGCGGACUAAGCUCAGUAGCCUAUGUGAAGGUAGAUCUGGUCGACAUUAAUGAUAACAGACCGGCUUUUUACCCGCUGAGCUAUGCUGUUAGUUUGAGCACCCAGAGCGCCCCUGGGACAUCUGUUGUCAGAGUGAUGGCCUAUGACCCAGACUCGGGUGAAAACGGCAGAAUUACAUACAAAACAAUACCUGGAGGGGCCUCGCCGUAUUUUACUCUCAACAAAGACACUGGUGUGAUCUCCCUGUCUCGGUCGGUCCAUGGGAAGGCCAAUUCUGUCAUUCCUAUGGUUAUCUCUGCUCAGGACGGCGGCGGUCUGGUUGCCUCCGUCAACGCCAGAGUUAAUAUCAGCGUGGUGGCAGGGCUGGUGGCGCCGCCGGUGUUUGAACAGACUCAGUACUACUUCACAGUAUCAGAGGAUGUCCUGCGGGGGACAGUUGUGGGCAUCGUCCAGGCCAGCAGUAAGACAGGCACAUCUAGAGAUAUCUCUUACACCAUCAGCUCCGGGGACCCUGCUGGAUACUUUACAGUGGAUCCUGACUCUGGGUCCCUCAGGACCAGUCUGCCUCUGGAUCAUGAAGCCCUUUCGACUCUUGAUUUGGAGGUGCAGGCCCGCAGCGGCAACCCUCCGGCCUUUGGCCAGACCCGUGUCCACAUCGCCGUCGCGGACGUCAACGACAACCCGCCUGUCUUCCUGCCGUCGUCCUCAGAGUCCCUGCUGCUGCCCGAGCACACAGAAAUGGGCACGGUGGUGUAUCGAGUCCAAGCUGAGGACAGAGACUCUGGAGUGAAUGGACUGCUCACCUUUGACCUUUUUUCUCCAAGUGGAAUCCAGAGGAUCUUCAGCAUAGAGCGCAGCACUGGAGAGAUCCGAUUAGUGGGGAGCCUCAGCUAUGAAAACACUCCCCGUUAUGACAUCCAGGUAAUUGCCAAGGACAGUGGAGUACCUCAGCUUAGCGCCACCUUCAUGCUUGUGGUCCAUGUUCAGGCAGAGAAUGACCAGGGACCUGUGUUCGAUACCCUCACCUACCGCGUGGAACUUAAGGAAGGAACUCCGAUAAGCACGCGCUUCUUGCAAGUCAGGGCUUUGAACAGAGACACCCCAGGCUCUGGACACUUCAGUCCCCUGGCAUAUCACCUGCGUCCAGACGGAGAUGCUGCAGGGUUUGGCAUUGUUGCAGACAGCGGCUGGCUGUUCGUGAAGAGCGCUUUGGACAGGGAAGUCAAGGACAUGUACCUUCUGACAGUUCUGGCAAGUGCAGGGCACGGACAGUUAAAGAAGACCGGCAGUGCCACAGUGCGGAUUUCGGUGACUGACGAGAAUGACAACACUCCUCGGCUCACGCAGGAGAGGGUCUUCAUGGCCGUGAGAGAGAACCUGCCUCCAGGAACCGGCUUUGGUCACGUGUUGGCCACCGAUCGAGACAGCGGUCCCAACGGACGCCUCAACUACCGCUUCCUCCACCCUGACCGCCACUUCCAGAUAAACACCAACACAGGUGAGAUCAGUACGAGGAUGACUCUGGACAGAGAGCAGCAGUCUAGUUACCAGCUGCUGCUUGUGGUACAGGAUGGAGGUUCACCCCCUCGUAGCGCCACGGGGACGGUCUUCAUCACCGUCCUGGAUGACAACGACAACGAUCCCGCUUUUAGCCACAGUCAGUCUGGCAAAAACAUCAUCAUACAGGUGACAGAGGGUCAGUCUUCUGGCGUUGUGCUGGGCACACUGCAUGCAAAGGACCCUGAUGAAGGAGAGAACGGCACUGUAUUCUACUCAUUGUCAGGUCCCAGGGCUGAACGCUUCUCCUUGAAUACAAACACUGGCGAGCUGCGUUCGUCAUCUCCGCUCAGCCACUCAGAACGGGCUGAGUACACUCUGACGGUGACGGCCACUGACAGAGGACUACCCCCUCGCAGCACCUCCUGUUCCCUAACCAUACAGGUUGGCAGCGUUAAUAGACCUCCUUCUGAGACCAAUUCAGUCUCUAUAUCUUUUAAUUCUGUGGAGGAGGCCAAACCCGGGUCCGUCAUUGGCUCGGUUCGCCUUCACGACAGAGGAGCCUCAGAGGAAGGCGAGGUGACCUACACAGUGGUGGGGGGCACAGACAGAGAUGGGACAUUCGUAGUGGACCGUCUGACUGGAGAUGUGUACCUGGCUCGGCCUCUCGACUAUGAGCGAGAUGCGCGCUACAACCUGCAAAUUGAGGUGGACGACUUUUCCCAGGCUCCUCCCAGCAGCACCCUCGUCCACCUGAACAUUGACAUAGAGGACAGCAACGACCACACCCCCCAGUUUCCCGAGGACCCCAUCACCAUUGUCAUCUCUGAGAGCAUGGAGGCCGGCUCUUCCGUCUAUACUUUCCAGGCUACGGAUAAAGAUGGAAGCGGGCCCAACAGCGAGCUAAUUUAUUCCAUUCUCCACCAGUGGCCGAGCACCCCAGACCUAUUGACCCUCGACUCCUCCACUGGGAUACUCUCUCUGGGCCAAAAGCUGGACCACGAAGUCAUGUCCAACCUGAUUCUUGUUGUGAAGGCGACAGAUUCUGCCGUCGAUGCCAGCCAGAGGCGCUGGGGUUCUGUCACGGCGAGGGUGUACAUAACAGAUGAGAACGACAAUCCGCCGGUGUUCAUAUCGCCAACAGCUGUCAGUGUGAUGGAGGACCAGCCCGUGGGCUUCGUGGCCCUGUAUGUCAUGGCCAGAGAUGCAGACCAAGGAGAGAAUGGAAGAGUGACCUACAAAAUCCUGUCCGGCAACACUGCAGGGACAUUCAGCCUCAACCCUAACACCGGCUCGCUGUCUAUUUUCAAACCUCUGGACCGUGAGGAGCAGGACAUCUUUAACCUCACGGUGAUUGCUGAGGAUCAUGGGAUACCCCAGCACUCGUCCAGCCAGCUGUUGUGUGUCCAUGUGAUUGAUGUUAAUGAUGAGGUGCCCUGGUUUGAGGAGAACCAAUAUGAAGCUCAGAUCUCUGAGAACCAACCUCCAGGAACUAGUGUGUUGACAGUGUCCGCCUCUGAUCUAGACCAAGGAACCAACGGGCAGGUGACGUACGGCGGUAUCUCACAGGACUGUUUCAGCAUCGACCCUGUGACAGGUGUCAUAACGACCACCAAGCCUCUGGACAGGGAGCUGCAGGACUCCUACACUGUGACAGUUUACGCAAAAGAUGGAGGCCUCCCACCCAACUACGCUAAAGCAACAGUGAGGAUCAAGGUGCUCGAUGUUAAUGACAACACUCCUGUCUUUGGACGUCUCUACUACAGCAUAGAGGUGCCGGAAAACCUGGAGGCGUUACCUUUGUUCACUCUCAGAGCCACUGACCUGGACGCAGGGGACAGUGGAGGGAUAAGCUACAGGAUUUCAGCUGGAGAUCCAUCCGGAGACUUCCGCUUGGACAGGCUGUCGGGUGUGCUGUCCACCUCCAGGCCUCUGGAUCGGGAGAAAAGGGCCGGGUACACUCUGACUGUUGUAGCUCAGGACCAAGGCCAGCCUCCACUAAGCAGCACGGCCACAGUAGAGGUGACAGUUCUGGACAUCAAUGACCACAGCCCGCAGUUUCAGAGCAGCAGCUACACGGCAGACAUUUCGGAAGACGUUUCCAUCGGUUCGCUGGUGCUAGAGGUGAAAGCCGUUGAUCUGGACCAAGGUCCCAACAGCCAGGUGCUCUACUUUCUGAGCCGUGGCUCCCAGAGCAUGUUCAUCAUAGACCAGAACACAGGCCGCAUUAUCACAGCAGCACCCCUCGACAGAGAGAGAACUGCCUCCUACACCUUCGAGGUGUGGGCCAUUGACUCCUCCCCUGCAAACCCACAUAAUUCCACUGCUCAGGUGACUGUCUACAUUCAGGAUGUGAAUGACAAUGCACCCUUCUUCAUUCAGGACCCGCUUAUUGUGAAUAUCUCAGCUAGUAGCAUAUCUAGCCGCAGAGUAUUGGCCACCAUGAGGGCUGAGGACAAAGACUUCGGAGCUAAUGGCUCUGUUUUCUAUCGUUUCGCCAACCCGGUGAGGGGCUUCACCAUUAACUCGCUGACCGGAGACAUCCAGGCCACAGAGAAGCUGCAGACUCUGACCCAAAGUCAAAGGACACUGAUUGUUCAGGCCAUGGACCAAGGGAACCCAGCUCAAUCCUCUCUGGGGGUGGUUAUCAUUUAUAUCAGGGAACAGAUCUACAGGGGGAUUCGCUUCUCCCGCACAGCUAGAGACGUCAGUCUGCAAGAGAACGCUGCUAAAGACACAAUAGUAACACAGGCCCAGGCCCAGUACCCCGAUGGAUCUAAAACUGGUAUCAGCUACAGUAUUUUCAGUGGAAAUAAAAUGCAGUCUUUUGGAAUAAACCAUAUCACUGGUGAAAUACGAGUUCAGAGAUCUGAAGGACUCGACUUUGAGGAGACUCCAAAACUCCGCCUUGUGGUGAAAGCCGAGACGGCAUCCUCCAGCUCCUACAUGGCCGUCAACUUAAUCCUCCAGGACGUAAAUGACAACUUGCCGCGUUUCCAGCUCCAGAACUAUGUAGCGUACAUUAGAGAGGCGCAAGGCUAUGACUUUCCCAUCAUCCAGGUUGCUGCAGAUGACCUGGACCAGGGUCAAAAUGGUCAGGUGACCUACUCCAUCAGGUCAUCUUCCAUGAGCGGCUUGUUUAAGAUAGACCCAAUCACUGGUAGCGUCACCACUGCAGCCAUAAUGGACAGGGAGAUCUGGACGCAAACCAAGCUUGUUGUCACAGCAACAGACCGGGGGACCCCGCGGCUCGCUGGCUCCGCCACCCUCACUGUGAUCAUCAUCGACCUCAACGACAACAGCCCCAUGAUUCCUCUGCCGCGGAAGAUCCGGGUGCCCGAGGAUACCGCCAUCGGCACAGUUAUAACCCAGGUAACAGGAAAUGAUGUGGACUCGGGGCCAGCCCUUUCCUACACCUUACACCUGGAUGCAAACAGCCAAGGCAUGUUCGGGAUUCAUCGUUACGGAGGAGGAGUGUCCUUGACUGGCCCUCUGGACUAUGAGGAAAAGACGUGGUACACUCUGACGGUCCGCUCGUCCGACUCGAAGCACCAGAGCGAGGCCAACCUCACUGUGCUGGUGGAUGAUGUGAACGACAAUGCCCCCACGUUUUCUCACGAUUUGUAUCAGGCGACUGUACCGGAGCACGUCCCAGCUGGAAGUGCAGUCAUCACUGUGACUGCUACUGACCGUGACUCUGGUGACAAUGGAAAGAUUACCUACAGAGUUAUGUCAUCAACUAAGGGUGUCUUCUACAUCGACCCAAGCAAUGGUACUCUGUUUGUCCAGCAAAAAACAGAGUUUGACGCUGAGAAUCCUUCCAUUCUAGUAGUGAUUGAGGCACGGGACCAAGGUACUCCAUCGCUUUCAUCCGUUGCCACAGUGCAGGUCCAAGUGUCUGAUGUCAACGACAACGCCCCCAUUUUCCACCAGUCAGAGUAUCGAGCCACUGUGUCUGAAGACGGGCUUCCCGGAUCAACUGUUCUGACAUUAGAAGCCGUGGACGGAGACCUAUUCCGGGAUAACUGUGGUUUUGAUUUUGCCAUUGCCAGCGGCAACUCGGGUAAUGCCUUCCAGAUUGAGAGCAGUGUGCGCUUCUUGGAGGGGCGGGGCUUCCAGACAGUCGGCAGCCUGAUCCUGGUGGAGGAGCUGGACUUUGAAGCAGUACCAAGUUAUAACCUGACUGUUGUGGUAUCAGAUCGUGGAGUUCCUCAACGUAGCUCCAGCGUUCCUGUCCUUAUCAGUGUUACAGAUGCCAAUGACAACCCUCCAUCUUUCAGCCGAACAGAGUACAACGCGGUGCUGAGUGAGGGUGCCGCUGUCGGGACUGAGAUCAUGCAUUUGUCUGCAACAGAUCCAGACUCUGCUCCCAAUGGAGAGGUGCAGUACUCCAUAAGCUCAGGGGACGAGACGGAGCUUUUCCAGGUGGACCGCUGGACUGGAGCUUUGAGGCUGCACAGACCACUGGACAGCAAGACACAGUUGUCCCAUAUGAUUGUUGUCCAAGCUACCGAUGGUCAAGGGCACUACGCUUUGGCCCCAGUCAGUAUAGAGGUGAAGGACAUCAAUGAUAACCGGCCCUUCUUUCCCCUCAAACUAGUAACUGCAAGCAUCAGGGAAAACCAACCCCAGAAUGCCUUAGUUACCAUGCUCCAUGCGAUCGACUAUGACAGAGGUGUUUUUGGACAGCUAAGGUACUACAUGCUCGAUACCUCUAAAGAGGGAAGAGAAGGCUUCCUCAUCAACCAAACAUCAGGCGAAGUACGGACUCGCUCUACUUUUGAUUUUGAGAAGGUCAACUCCUUCCAUUUUGUUGCUCUUGCCAUGGAUGCUGGUAACCACUCCGCUUCUGUGACAGUACAGGUUUAUGUAACAGGGGAGGACGAAUACGAUCCCGUAUUCACCUCCCCGGAGUUUUCAUUCGAAGUGCCUGAGGGAGCAAGGAAAGGUCAAGUCAUUGGUAAAGUUCAAGCCAAGGAUGAGGAUGGAGGCGUGGACGGCGUUGUUCUCUACUCUUUAUCGGAUGAUUCGCCUUAUUUUGAAGUCAAUAAAUCAACCGGAGCUGUUUCCUUGAAGAUGGACAGCUACAGUAGACACGUGAGUCGCUCUAAAAGAGAGGUACGUGUGAUGACGCUGGAUGUGACUGCUCAUAGCCCUCUGGAGACGUCUCGUGUAGCAGUUGCCAAAGUCACCGUAGAUGUCAGUCAUACGUCCUUCGGUCUCUCCACAGACGUGAACACGCUGCUUAUCAGUGUCAUUGCAGUCUCACUCGGGACCAUAGUCAUACUAAUACUAAUUGCUGUGGCAUUAUUUUUUGUUAAAUUAAGACGGCAGAAGAAGGAGCAAAAAGCACACGAGCGGACGAAAAUGUCUGGCACCCUGCUUCACAAACUUGAGGAAACAAAAAUAGCCGCAAAUGAAAUGAUUUACCACCAGACCCUCCCUGGAUAUGCAGCCGAUCAGGGAGGCAGCAGCGGGGGUCCGUACACUCGCGGGGGAUCUCUGGAUCCGUCACACUCAAGUGGCCGUGGCUCAGCAGAGGCAGAGGCUGCGGAGGACGAUGAGAUCAGAAUGAUUAAUGAGUAUCCCCGGGUGUCGAGCAUCUCCUCUUCCAUGCAGGAGCGCAUCUCUGCCCGCGGCCCGGACUCUGGGAUCCAGCAGGACGCUGAUCAGCUGUCAGAUGUGUCCUGUGAGCCUUCAAUAGACUGGUUCAAAGGGAAGAAGCUGGGCAGCGUGAACAGUACUUUAUUGGCUGGCCAGGUGCCAGUCUACAGGGACGAAGGAGGUGGAUACGUGGGCGUGGGGCGGGGACUCAGCAUCUCCCGCCCUAAAGACUAUACUUUUCCUGAGGAUGGGAAGCCCCCUGUGGACGGCUCCCUGACAGCCAUUGUGGCCAGUGAUGAGGAGCUGAGGGGCAGCUACAACUGGGACUAUCUGCUGAACUGGUGCCCCCAGUUCCAACCCUUAGCUAACGUUUUUACCGAAAUAGCGCGUUUAAAAGAUGAAACGGCUCCUCCUCACCCUCGCAGGUCGUUUCAUCACAAAGCAAAGGCUGAGUCAAGAAUCGACCCCCCGCCUCUCAUAACCUCAGUGGCUCACCCCGGGGCCAAAACUGUACCUCCAAAGCCGGCCAUAGGGAGGACGUUCCCCCAUUUGGGUUCUUUAAGAAGGUCUCCCCUCAGCGCUGAUGGAUCCAUCUCCUCGGUCGCCAUGUCUCCCAGUUUCUCCCCGUCUCUUUCACCACUCGCGGCACGUUCUCCUGCAGUUACGCCCUUCAGUGUCUCCCAGGGUCCCUCUGCCUCCGUGAUCAGCACAACUGAACAUAAUUUAGAACACAGCGAAGAAGCAGAGCUGAGGAUUUAAAUUCUCGAGUGCAAAUUAAAACUGUGUCGCUGCUCUCCUAAACUUGUUCUACUGUAUUAACCACAGGGGCUGCAACCUGAAAUGAGUCAAUGCUAUUCUAUUUUAUGUUCCCUUUCUCCAGGGAGCGAGUACACAAGGUUACCCUAAGAAGUCCAAAUAGGCGAAGUCGUGGUGCUUUCUGAUAUAAAUAUAUAAAUGAGAAAAAAAAGAAAAAAAAACUACAUGACUAACAGGCCAAAACGGACUAUGCCUUUGUGUGUCUGUGUGGGUGACUGCAAGUGGGUGUGAAAGAGACGUAUUCCUCUGUUGAUCAGUGUUAAUUUGCACAUUUGAAUGGAGAUUCAUACAUGAUGUCAAUAUUUUGUAAAAAAACAAACAUUGCCUUUAUUUUUGUACUUCCAUGUGGUUUCUGAUUUAAAAAAAAAAAAAAACGAAUGGCAUUAAGUGUCGAAUGGGUUGUUAAAACCUCAGAAUAUAUUUCUAUAUUUGUAUAUUUGUAGCUUGUACUGUAUACUUAUUUGUACUGUUUGUGGUAUUGUAAUUCUUAACCUUGUGGUUUUAUGAAGCUCCUCAUUAAUGCUUUAUGAAGGGGGAUUUGGAGAUAAUUGUAAAUAUUUAAAGAAGACCAGAUAUCCUUGGCUGAACAAAUGAAACAUCAGUCAGAAUAGAGCAUUGUGUGAUCAGAUUUUGAAGAAGAGUAUUUGAUCUCACAUCAAAAGGUAAUUAGGAAUGUGAAACGGUUUGUCUUAGUCCUUAACGUGCACCCCUUCAUAUUCUGCAAAGGAAAAUUGAACUUGACGGCCAAUGAUCCUGUCCUUCAGGUUCAUUAGUUUUUGUUUUCUCACAGCAAGCCUUACUGCUUUUCACUUGGCAUUGUGAAAGUACUUCAUUUGAGGGAAAACACUGAGCAGCUAUUUGGUAAAUGUAAUAUUGUUUGCUUUUAUCAGCAGCCUCAUCAUUCCAGAGAAUGUAAGCAGGUCAGUAAAAUGUUUUUCAAAUAACAAUUAAAAAAAAAAAAAAAAAAACUAUAAAAAAUGUAGCUGUCCUAAUUUCUGUACAAGUUUUGUUCCACAGAUUUACUGACAAACUUUAAUGAAUGUUAUUUUCGGACCACAUCUCGUUUCAGUAAUGCUAUAAAGAAUAUAUAUAUGGAUAUAAAAAUAAUACUAACAAAUGUAACAUUUGGUAUGAUGGAAGUAUAAAAAAGCGUAUAUUUCUGAAUGUUCAAACGCCACAAGAGAAUGUUUCACUGUUUUAACACAGAUGCCUAUGACAUAAAAUAUUCAUGACCAUUAUUGUGUUUUUGGCCUUUGUAAAAUAAAGUAAUGCGCCGAUUUACAUAAUUAACUACCUAGUGUCCUUGCUUAAUCCCUUGACAUUGUGUAUUUUUUAGUAUUUAUCAUUAAUAUAGGCCUCAGAAACUGAGACACAAGGAUACUAUUUUGACCAUGGCCAAAUAUACAUGAACACUACCUAUUAGAAAGAUGGUACUUCGUUGUUUGUAUUGUUUUGUAUUCAUCAGUGUUACCGCCACACAGUGGUGUCAUAGAAGAAGAAAUUCCUCCAGAUGUUCACACAUAUCAUACUAGGUUUGUCCAGAGAAAUGUUUUGAGCAAAAAGUGCCUGAUUAAAGUACUUGUCAUCA